AAGAAAAAGAAACCAAUGGCAUUGACCCUCAUUUCAUUGGUUUGCUGUGUCUGUCAGCUAACUUAACACUACUUUAAUCGCGAAUUUUUCCGUGUAUGUGCCCCAUGAUCAGUAGACAAUGUCUACCCGGGCUCUGCGAAGGCUCAAAGGGAAGCAGCGGGGUCAGGAGGCCUUGGACCUGGGAGAUGUAACUUUAGGUGACCAGCCGGAGGAGCAGUCUGCGGGUGAAGAGGAGCAGCUGGAGGCGGCUAAUGUUUCUCACCCGUCUAAUAGCAAAGCCAGCAACCGAAAGGCAAAGAAAAACAAGGCUCAGAAAAACGUCAGCAACAUUUAUGAAUUGAUAGGUGAUGCUGACAACGAGACAGAGAAAGUCUCACCUGAUGAAGAGGCAGAGAAACCAGGUGGAAAGAAAACAAGUGGCACUGAAAAUAAUGAUAACAGAGACACAGAGAAACCAGAUCAACAGAAAGAGAAAACAUCUACCCAGUCUUUGUCUGGAGACAGAGUUAAGAAGAAGAAGAAAAAGAAGAAGACCAAAGUGACGUCAGAAGAUGGACAGGAUGCUGUACCAGAUGACAACAUUGAUUUAUUGCUGAGGAACCUGGAGCAGUCCAAUGGUCUGAGUUUGCAAAAUGAGGAUUGUGGAGGCUCCGACAGAAGAGCUGUGCUACAUGUGGAGCACAGGAACCUCAACCCAGAGACGGAGCUCAAGAGAUAUUUUGGUGCUCGAGCUGUUCAGGGGGAUCAAAGACCCAGACAGAGAAACAGACAGUUUCACCGUAGCACCUGGAUGACCAAUCCUAAGGACAGCUGGCCUCGCUUCAGCCGCCCAGGAAUCUCAAUGACAUUACUGCAGUCAAAGGAUGGCAUCCAGUACUUCACAUUUGAGCACAGUCGGGACUACCAGCAAGUACAGUUCAAGUUCCUGGAUGCUGUGGAGUCCAUGGAUCCCAACAACAUUGUGGCAUUGCUGCAGCUUAACCCCUACCACAUUGAUUCGUUGCUGCAGCUCUCUGAUGUCUGCCGCAUACAGGAGGAUCAGGAGAUGGCCAGGGACCUCAUUGAGAGGGCCUUGUACAGCUUUGAGUGCGCCUUUCACCCUUUAUUCAGUCUGACCUCAGGAAACAGCAGACUUGAUUAUCUGCGGCCCGAAAACAGGGCAUUUUAUCUGGCUCUUUAUAAGCACAUGAUGUUUCUGGAAAAGAGAGGAUGCCCACGGACCGCAUUGGAGUACUGCAAACUGAUCCUGAGUUUGGAUCCAGACUCCGACCCCCUUUGCAUGCUCCUGCUCAUUGAUUUCCUGACACUACGCUGCAGAGAGUACCAGGGUCUCCUCCAGUUACAUCAGGACUGGGAGGAGCACAGAAAUCUGUCCCAGCUGCCAAACUUUGCAUUCUCCACUGCACUUUGCCAUUUCCAUCUCAGUCAGCAGGAAGAUGUGGAUCCGGAAGAAAGUGACAAACAAAGACACAAAGCUGACCUGCUGCUACAGAAUGCUCUCAUCAUGUUCCCCGGAGUGUUGAUUCCUCUACUGGAUCUGUGUACUGUGCAGCCUGAUGCCACAGUCACCUCACAUGCCUUCUUCGGUCCAAAGAGCCAGAUAGGGCAGCCACCAGCCCUGGCUGAACUGACGGCUCUGUAUGUGGGGAGGACUCACAGCCUGUGGAGGGAGGCAGCAGUGAUGCUGUGGUUGGAAGAGUCUGUGAAAGAGGUGCUGCGUCGUGUUGAUGCCAAAGACACACUAGUGGAGGACUGCCAAAAUAAGAGAAAGCAGAGGUACCAGAGUGCACCGAGGAACAUCCAUCGUCAUGUCCUCCUCUCUGAGAUCAAAGAAGCCACCUCAAGUCUGCCUCUUGAGGUGACCAGUCAGCCUGUGAUGGGCUUUGACCCUCUGCCUCCACUGGACUCAGUGAUGUCAUACACCCGACCAGAGAGGCAGCACGUCGGUGCAACCAAUGAGAGUACAUUGUCGCUAUUUUUCCGAUCUUUGCUGCCAAACUUCAACCUUCAGGGCGGUGGACCGAGGCAGGAGGAUGACAUGGAAGUGGCUCGAGCCGGUCAGGAGCUGAACCAGGAAGUGAAUCGUCUCAUGGUGGCAAUGAGGGACAUGCUGGCAAACAUCAGGUUUCAAGAGCCACCGAGAGAGGACAACCCGUACAGAGACGAGGAGGAGUGGGACUGAGAGAGGAGGGAGACAGAGGUGGAGAAAAAAUAACAUUAAGGAAAAAAUAAAUAUUUAAUUGUGUUUAUAAUGAUUAAAAGGAGAUGGUAUGGGACAGUUAAAUAGUAUGUUUUUUUUAAUUGUCACAAUUUCAGAGUUCUUAAAGAGAAACAAGUCCUAAAUUUAAAAAAAAUCCAAUAUGUCAUUUCCAUGGCGUAGUUCAAUCAACAAUCAGCUACUCUCUCAAAGCCAGAAACCAUAGAAUAACUCUCAAACUUGUCAUGUCUAAGAGAUUUAUUUUGUACAAAAACAUUUGUUGUUUCUUUUUGAUCUUUUUACCAUUUAGUGUUCUCAGCUCAUAAUAGGAAAUGCCUCCAUAUACUCACAAUAUUCCCCCUCUAUAUCAUCUUUCCCAGUUCUAAAUGACGGUGUGGUUUUUGGAUUUGUGAGAUUUGUUCGUGUUUGCUAAGAUUUUAUUAACUUCUUCGCUUAACUAAGAUUUUUUAAACUGACAAAGUUCCCCCUUUAACCAAAAGGAAGGGGUGACUUGGUAUUACAAGCCUUUUCAUUAUGAACAUGGGGGGAUUUUUCUCACUAUCUCCCGGCGCUGACAAUGAAGAGCAAUAACACAUAAUGGGAACUACUCUUCUUUCUCUGGAUUCUGGCCUUCAGAGAGUUUUUUUCCUGUUUACGAACAGUGGACUAAUUUAUGAAAUAAGAACAAAGAUUUCCUCGUUAUUGUGUUGUCUAAAUCAAACAUUUAGCUUGGCAGCACUUUAAACAGUGUUUUUUGGGGGUCGCCACAGAAUCGGAAAGAAGAUUUUUAUUCUCAUUGAUUUUGGACCACAGCUCUUCUAACACAAAACACAUAAUUGAGAAAUCAGUUCAACACAUUCAAGUCCAUAUAAAAUUUCAAUAAAAUACAUGCAGAGAUGAAAGUUGAAGGCUUUUUUAAUUAUGUUGAAUACACUUUUUGCAUUACUUGCAUGUGGAAAUAUUUAAAUUAUGAGCUGGAAAAUAAUUUGUUCAAUCGGUUGCAAAUGGAACAUUAACCUAUUUUGUUCUGUGUAUUAGGAAUAGCACAUAUUCAGAAAGUCAUACCCUUCCCUUCAGAUGUUUAAACAUUUUUAUUUAAGAAAAACUUUUUGAACCCCACCAAAAUAGUUUGGUGAAGUUACGUUCAAUAUUUGAAAGGGAACCUGUACCAUAAUCAUCUUAUAGAGAUUUUACUCUGAUGUAAAAAAAAAACAAAAAAAAAAGAAAAAGUUCAGUAAAACAAAUCAAAUAAAAGCCGCUAUAUGUGAAGCUCUUUUUUAUAAAUAACUAUGUUUACUCUGUUUUCAGACCAUGGUGCUUUCCUAACAACAACUAAUAAUAAUAAUAAUGAAAAAUAUAAUAAUAAAUAUGUAAGGGGAAUCCAAAAAAGUUGUUAAUUACUUUAGUACUAAAAACAAUGCCACAAUUUUUUUAAUGUAAUUUCUGAUGGGAAAAAUAAUCAUAUACAAAUCUUGGUGAGACUCUACGGAAGAGGAUGAGGGCAGGGUAGGAGAAAAAAAAUAAUGAGAAGAGGGAAAAAAAAUAGAGGAAAAAUAAUCAUUUGGCACUUUGAGAAAAAAGUCGAAAUGACGAGAAUAAAGUCAACUUUUUGAGUUCGGUUAAGUAGACAGCAAGCUACAACCUGAUUUUCCUCAAUACGUCUAAUAAAAAAUGUCUUAAAAAAUCACAAAUUACAUAAAAGCAGAUUUUACCAAAUCAAUAGUUGUACUAGCCUACUACUAAUAAUAUCUCAUUUAUGUGUAGGGGGAUUUUACUGCUACUACACCCUUAAAUAUUGUGGUUAUUGCUCAUUUUAUGAUAUUGAUGAAAAUCAAGUUGUAGCUUGCAGUCUACCUAACUGUUCGGUUGGAAGUUUCUCUAAAAACAAUGUUCCUCUGAUGACUUAUUGGGCCCCCCUGCACAGCUCCCCGGGUGCAGUAAUGUGCUGCCCACGGCUCCUUGCAUGGUGUGAAUUUCCCCAUUAUGGGAUUAAUAAAGUAAUCUUCUUCUUCUUAUUGACACAGGAACAACCAAUCUGUGAAUAUCUUUCUAACUUUACCAAACACAAAAAGUUAGAGAAAAAAAGUUCUCCCCAUUAUUUUUUUCCUCCUGUCUGUCCACAUCCUCUUCCGUAAAAUCCUGAUGUGGAUGCAUUUAAACAGUAUUUAGAUCAAAUUUUCCAUUAAAAUGAAUAAGGUUCCCACUUAUCUCUGGCUGAUUCUGAACUAUCGCUAUUCAAGGAAUCUGUUCUUUGUCUUAUUUGAAGUCUUGAAAAUCUAAUCACAUUUUCUUGGGCUUCUUCUAGUCUGCUUUUUAUUUAUUUUAUUUUUUUCCUGUGUAAAACUUUUAAUGACGGCAGGAUGUUUGCUGCUUUCCUGUUCUGUUCUGCUCCCUCGCCGUCACUCUGAUUGCAUCUGAUUCUCACUUUGAGUUGACUUGCAAACAUUUGAUCAUUUGUGGCUUACUCCACCCAGUUUUUUAGUAGUCUGCUGUUAAUCCAUCAAGUUGUAUUCAGUGCAAGGGUAUGGCAGAUAUUUUAUAACUUCUGUCUAAAUUGGUUUUAAUAUUUCCUAAGCACACUUAGUCAGAUACUCAUGACCUCACUCAUAAAGCUUAUUCAUUGCCCGUAAAACCUGAGGCUAUAACUGUACUUCUUAUAGCAGAGCAGCAAAAUAUUUAACAUUCAAUUCCUUCAUCACUUAUGUUGCACCAUUUCCCCUGCUUUUCAAUUUUGUGUUGCUGAAUUUCACCAUAAUUUCAUCUGGAGACGCUGAGAUGUCUGCAACGCUCCCACAUGGUUUCCAUCUGGCAGAAGGAAGAAUCUGUCUCAUGACGACGUAUUUAAUUUAGUCUUCCUGUCAAACCUCCCAAACAAAAAGAUAUCACAUAAGCUAACCGGUUGCAGCUCUUAAUUUUAGGAAUCUUUCUUAAUUUAUCUGUAAAGAAAAUCUGCUAAUUUUAGUGUCAGCCUUAUAGGCUUCCUAGUCACACAGAGGGCAUAAAUAUUAGCCACUGAAGACAUCGUAGCCAACACAUUGUAGCUGUUUAUACAUUAAUGUUGACACUCAGCAAGCCACAUGAUAGCACUGUGCUUCAUUGUCAAAUGAUGUCAUUGUUUCUAGUUCACCUGAAGCUAUGGUUGAGUUUGAGAACCUUGCAUGUGACAGUAGGCAGCAUAGAAAGGCUUUCAGUGACACAGAGGGAGCUGUGUGCGAGGGUCAGAGACUGUCUCAGGCAACUUUAGUGAUUUUACCACUGCUGCCAGUGACAAUUAAUCAUUAUUAUAUAUUUAAUGAAUCAUCAACAGAUACUAGACCUCAGGAUAAAAUACCUGUAUAAUUAUCCUCAUCCUGCACUCUGUAAAAAAAAAAAGAAGAGGGAAACUGUCUUUGCAUAGCCAGCUUCUGUCAAAAUGCACUGUAGGGCUGCAGCUAAUGAUCAUUGAUUUCACUAUUAAUACAAAUUAAGAUUAUUUUCUUGAUUAAUCCAUUAAUAAACAGAGCAAAACCCAAAUCUUUUCAGUUUAUAAAGAAACAAACAAAGAAGCCAAAAAGAGAAAGUUUGGUGUUUUUGCUAAAUAAGAAAACUUAAACUCCCCCUCUACUUGAAUGGAAU
This is a messenger RNA of Centropristis striata (black sea bass), 5812 nucleotides long. RefSeq names its product transcription factor 25 (basic helix-loop-helix) (gene tcf25). The record is from RefSeq and is a predicted model, not a curated record. The transcript has 18 exons. Gene Ontology annotation, cellular component: RQC complex. Gene Ontology annotation, molecular function: protein binding. Bases 119 to 2182 code for a protein of 687 amino acids. Lineage: Eukaryota; Metazoa; Chordata; Actinopteri; Perciformes; Serranidae.